UCUUCCUUGGUUUGACGAGAAACCAUUGCUAAUUUGCUACCCUUCCUUUACUUUUGCCCUUUUCCUCCAAAACCCGUCAUUCAUGAAUGUGCGAUUCAACACUCGUGAUGAAACUUCUAGACUCGGCCACUCAACGCACCCGCACGGCCCGGACGAGAAUUCCAGAGAAUUGAAUGCCGCCGCUGGCGCUUUGAGUUGGAGUCACACAUAUAUGCUUUAAUGUUCAUUCCAAAAAAUCGACCGAAAUCUGUGAUGGUACCCUUUUGGAAACUGCCAAAAAUUGACCCGUAACAAAUACGCCCAAAUCGACUUGCAAACUGCUGGUUAUUGAACCAAGAAGGGCCAAGCAAGAGGCAUUGAGCACUAAUUGUAGAGCUGGACUCAAGCCUUUAGAAAACGGUUUGGUCCAUCCUUUAAUUGUCCAGGCAAAUGAAGUCAGUCGUUAUUAUAGCUAGUUUGAUGAUUGUAUCAGUUUAGUUAUUAUAGAUCCAGUUCGAUUUCAUAAUGCACUGAGAAGUAUUUUCUUGUAUGAAGAGAGAUUGGGUUUGAUAUAGUUUGGUCCUCGUGGACCUAACCAACCAACUUGUUAGGCAAGAGGGCUGAAGGGUUUGGGUUGGUCAAGUAUAAACAUAAUCUACCGAAUUUACCUUUUGUUCAAACAUGCCAAAUUUAGGGAAUUUUGGUCUAGACCGACUUGAACCUAAUAACUAUUUCUCUUUGAUUCAAAUUCUAAUUAAUGAAUUCGAUGCAAACCAAAUCCACUUAUCUCAGGUUGAUCAUUUGGAAAAUCUUGAUUGGAUUAAUUUCACCAAAUUUGAUGAAUUCACUCUUCAUUGUUGAUAGGGUGAAAUAGAGUUUGAAUAAUUUCAUUGCCUUGAGCAUCACAUAACUAAUCUAAUCUUUCUCGUUAAAAAUUGAUGAUAGUCGUUAAGACGAGACACACAAAAAAAAAACAGUAUUUAUAAUUCUUACUCUAACUACUUUGCAUCAAUAAAUUCAAGAGAAUACGAAAUACUCUAAUCCACGGCUAAUAUUAAGUGGUGCCUCCACGCAGCCAAGAUUAACAUUGCAGUUAUAACCGCGCUUCUUCGCCGGAGUUAUCUUUUCUGAAGUUGCAGUUAAGUUUUCAUAUGCUUCAGUUAAGUCUUUUUUAAUUAAUUUCUGAAAACGCAGUUAAGUUGUUUCGGAUCCCUAAUUAAAAAAAAAAAAAUUCUCUCCCUCCUCCAUCUCUCGCUGUCAUGAGAGAUGACAUUUAAUUAAUUCACGAUUUGAUUUUUAAUUAAUCAAAUGUUAAAUUUUCCAGUGAGCUUUUCAGUUUUCUUUUCUCUUCUACACAGAUGCCUAAUCAAUGCACGCAACGCAAUUCAUUCCGUUUCUCCUCCCUUUCCCCUCUCUAUAUAAUCCUCCGCCUUCCUCCUCCACCCUGUUUUCGGCCUCAAUCAACAACGCACAACAGUUUCCCCCCUUUCGCAAAACUAGAAAACCCGGCAAAACCUCCCUUCUUCCUCCUCCUCCCUCUCACUUCUUCGCUUUCUGUUUGAAUUCUCUACUCAUGGCGAAGCGCGUCCUCGUCACCGGCGGCGCCGGCUACAUUGGGACUCACACCGUGCUCCAGUUGCUCUUAGGCGGUUACCGCGCCGUCGUCGUUGACAGCCUGGACAACUCCAAUCAACUCGCCCUCCGCCGAGUUCAGGAACUCGCCGGCAAGCACGCCGAGAAUCUGUCCUUCCACCAGGUCGACAUAAGGGACAAGCCUGCGCUGGAGAAGAUUUUUGCGGGGACAAAAUUCGAUGCUGUCAUCCACUUUGCUGGACUGAAAGCAGUGGGCGAGAGUGUUGAGAAACCCUUGUUGUAUUACAACAACAACGUCAUUGGAACGAUUACUUUGCUGGAAGUAAUGGCUGCCCAUGGAUGCAAGAAUCUUGUCUUCUCAUCAUCAGCCACAGUCUAUGGUUGGCCGAAGGAAGUCCCGUGUACAGAAGAAUUUCCAAUUAGUGCAAUGAACCCGUAUGGGCGUACCAAGCUUUUCAUCGAAGAUAUUUGUCGUGAUGUCUACCGCUCAGACCCUAAAUGGAAGAUAAUCUUGCUGAGGUAUUUCAAUCCAGUUGGCGCGCAUCCUAGUGGUAAGAUUGGUGAGGAUCCUAGUGGAGUCCCGAACAACCUCAUGCCCUUUGUGCAGCAAGUUGCUGUUGGCAGAAGACCUCAUCUAACCAUCUUUGGGACUGACUACAAGACCAAGGAUGGAACUGGGGUACGUGAUUACAUUCAUGUUGUUGAUUUGGCGGAUGGCCACAUUGCUGCAUUGCGUAAGCUGGACGCACCUGAUAUAGGUUGUGAGGUAUACAACUUAGGAACAGGGAAAGGAACAUCAGUGUUGGAGAUGGUUACAGCAUUUGAGAAGGCAUCCGGAAAGAAAAUCCCUCUAGUAAAAGCUGGACGGCGACCAGGCGAUGCUGAAAUAGUUUACGCAUCAACAGCGAAGGCAGAGCGCGAAUUGAAUUGGAAGGCCAAAUUUGGAAUUGAAGAAAUGUGCCGGGAUCAAUGGAACUGGGCCAGCAGGAACCCUUACGGCUACAGCUCACCAGACGCCCCCAACGGGACCAAGUAGAAACGGGGAAAGAAAGAUAACAAUCCUCACAGGUUUUUUUCCCCUUUAGGUACAACAACAGCACAGUAAAGAAGCAUAUGAUAUGGGUGUAGAUUCUUCCUCUUCUUACUAUUGAAUAAACAUCUUGCUGUGGGCUUCCAGCCUGCUUGCCCAGUAUUGAUAGUAGAAAAUUAGAUUGGCUUUUUUCUUCUUUUUCUUUUCCUCCUUUUUUUCUUCUUUUUUUUGGAUCUAUAGGAUAUGUGUAAAGAGGUUAAGGUUAAGGUUAGGGUUGGUCUUAUUUUGGUGUCUAAAUUGGUUAGCACGUUGUUCACAGAUUACAAGUAGAGAGAUGUUCUGCAAUCAAAUGUGUUCUGUAAAGCUGAUAGUUGUGUUCUGUAUGAGUGGUAAGAGAAUAAUGAAUUGUUAUUAUAUUUUAGAACAGAUUAACUAUUAUUUCUGUGCUGGUUUGGUUGUGUAUAAGUAUGAGAUUUGCUGGAGGAUAGCAAGUGUCCAGAAUUCAGUCAAUCAGUAGCAACGGUAGCACUGGCGGUGUUUUGAUUUCCUAAUCAUUGGGAUCGGUGGAUUAAUAGUUUAGUCCAGCAAUUGAGGAUUCUAAUGAGGGCAGAGAACGUGGGUUGUGUAUAUGGAGGUCAAAUCAAGUAUGUGACGAUAUUCCUACUCGUCUCAUGGCAGGUUGGAUAAUUUAUUAUGGACUGCAGGGCGUGGGCAGCUCAAUUCGUGGGUUUAAUAGACUUGAGUUAUUAUACAUUCAUUAGUAAUUAUAUAUUACAAUAAGAGAUCAUGAUUUGGGGGAAGUCUAUAAGACAAAUUUUAUAACGGAAUUACAUUUGUUCAAUAUAUGACUUACAACAAAAAACAUAAUGUAUAUUAAAAAAAUAUUUUGAAUCAUUAUGUAUGUGGUAUUUUCUUUUCAUAAUUUGAAUGCUCAAGACAAGGAAGAAUGGAUUUUGUCAUGAAUUGUAAUUAGACUUUGAGGUGGGCUAGGCAGUUAAUUGAUACAUAAUGAUAGAGUAAGCAUAGAACAUGUCCUUUACUCUAUAGUCUAUACCAUUCGCAUUAUGUACGAGUUAUGUUAACUAAACAAUGUUGGACACUUGGACUAAUUUGUUGCGAAUGGUGGGGAGAAGAGUGAUGUAAUAGAUCUUGCAUGAUUUGUGGCUAGUUCUUACUAUGAUACCCGAGUUGUUUACAAUCAAUUCACAAAACGCAAUUGAGACGAAAAAAGACACUGCUUAGUGCGUCAAUCGUACGGACUUAAGUCCUAAUAAAAACAAAUAUAUAAAAUGUCAGCGGAUUGAAACUUAAAACCCAUCUCCAUCUCAUUGAAAAAUUUAUCCAACUUUUUUCACUAAUGCCAUAAAAAGUUUCUUGUCCAUCUCUCUUUAGUUUUUGUUGAGUUCACAAGGUUAAACAAGUUACUCAUUUCUACAAAAAUACCAAGUCACUCAUUGGUAACUUUAAACUCGGAAAUUAGUUCGAAAUCCAAGGUAAACGAUAACAGUAACAAUGUUCAUCUAUAAUUAGGGAUGGCAAAUUACCCACCCAUGGGUAAUUAUACCCAAACCCAAGUAGACCCAUUAAUAAUGGGUUGGGUAUGGGUGAAGUGCAUAUGGAUUUGGGGCUUUAUAGAUGAGUUUGGGUUUGGGGCUUCCAUAAUCUAAAUGGGUAUGGGUUGGAUAUGGAUAUCCAUUUACUUGAGGGUGUUUUAACUACACAUGCAAAAAUUGGACAUAUUUGUAAAACUUGAAAAGUUUAGGUACCAAAAUGUAAGACCAAAAAUAUUUAGGUACCAAAACGUAAUUUUCCAUCGAUAUUUUGAGGACUUAUAUGCAAAAAAAUUAAAUUUAGGUACUAAAUAUGCAUGUCUAUUAAGUUUGUGUAUCAAAUGUAAUUUGUAUUUGGGCAUGGGUACAAACCCAAAUCCAUUUGAUAUAUACCCAACUCAACCCAAAGUAAAUGGGUAUGAGUACA
Molecule: messenger RNA, 4579 nt
Organism: Linum trigynum
Lineage: Eukaryota; Viridiplantae; Streptophyta; Magnoliopsida; Malpighiales; Linaceae
Source: the annotation of a GenBank genome assembly